AAAUAGUGGCACUGUUUGAGCAAAAAAGGAACUCCAAAAGUGUCGCUCGGGAUCGCCACAAACAUGGCUGCUGGUGCUUCGUUCGGCUAGCAUACGUAUUUUCCGUUCUCGUCGUCGUCGUCGCUGUUUUCACGGGUAAAUUCAUUGGCAGUUUAGAUGCCCAGCUAGCAGUGCUGGUCGUGCAUAUGUGCGUCGUGUCACGCGUACUGUGUAUCGGUCGUGAACCACAAUCCAGGAUUGCAGUCUAGUGUUACCGACCGAAUCGACCAGACCCCAUCAGACCAGCAGAGCCAGGGCGGCCGAGCAGUGUAGCAGUGUAUGUAGUGUUUUUUUUUCGUACCUCCCAAUCUUCGUCGGAUGUCAUACCGCAUACCGCUCUCGAUCCCGCCCUCGUCCACCAACCAGCACAAGUGUCAGCGGAAAAGUGAAUGUUGAUGAUGAUGAUGAUGGUCGUGAUGGUGAUGAUGGUUGUACUGGCUUCGGCUCCGAGGCGAGCGAGCUGAGUUGUUAUCGCGAUUUUUUUGUGAGUGCAUUGAAAAAAAUAUAACGAAAGAAACCCCACACGGAGAAAAGUGUAUCGGAGUUUUUGGCCGUAAGAAGAAGUGCUGUACCGAACGGUUGCUGGCGAAGGUGUGUGAAGUUCAGUGUAGUAGGCCCUGAGAAAAAGCGAUUGAUCUGUUCCUCGCAACAAUAGCUGCUGCUGUUACUGGUGGUGGUGGUGGUUAGAGUUGAAGGUAGAUUCAGCCCACGGAAGAAAACAGCUGAUUUGUCAUCCCGUGGGUGGUGUCAGAAGGAGAUGACUUCGAGACGGUGGUUCCACCCUUCGGUAUCGGGUGUCGAGGCAGAAACACUACUGCGCGAACGGGGCUUCGAUGGUUCUUUCCUGGCCCGGCUCUCGUCGUCCAAUCCGGGUGCCUUUACGCUGUCGGUCCGGCGUGGCCAGGAAGUGACUCACAUCAAGAUCCAGAAUAAUGGCGAUUUCUUCGACCUGUACGGAGGAGAAAAGUUUGCAACUUUGUCCGAGUUGGUUCAGUAUUAUAUGGAAAAUGGUGGUCAGUUGAAGGAAAAGAACGGACAGAUAAUCGAACUGAAGCAGCCGCUUAUCUGCGCUCAACCCACAACGGAAAGAUGGUUCCACGGUAAUCUGUCCAGCAAAGAGGCGGAACGGCUGAUCCUGGAACGGGGCAAGAAUGGCUCCUUCCUAGUGCGCGAAUCUCAGCGAAAACCGGGUGACUUUGUGUUAUCCGUGCGAACCGAGGACAAAGUGACACACGUGAUGAUUCGGUGGCAUGAGAAGAAAUACGACAUCGGUGGAGGUCAACAGUUCUCCACCCUGUGCGAGCUGAUCGAACACUACAAGCUGAAUCCGAUGGUGGAAACCUGCGGCACGGUGGUCCACCUGCGGCAACCAUUCAACGCGACCCGGAUCACGGCCGCCGGGAUCGAUGCCCGGGUCGAGCAGCUGCAGCGGGAGAACGGCAGCCACUGCUACGGCAAGGGUGGCUUUUGGGAGGAAUUUGAAUCUCUACAGCAGCAGGAGUGCCGGCACACGUUCUCCCGCCGCGAGGGCCAACGGAACGAGAACCGGGUCAAGAAUAGAUAUAAGAACAUUUUACCAUUUGACCACACCCGGGUGAAGCUGAAAGAUGUGGACAGUUCUGUCCCGGGAGCGGAGUACAUCAACGCAAACUACAUCCGCCAGCCGACGGAGGCGGAACAGAAUGACAUGAACUCCUCGUCGGAGAACCUGUCGCAGCAGGGACAGCAGCAGAACAAUAACUCGACCACCGGCAGUAACGCGACGACCUAUGCCAGCAUCAACCAGCAGCCGACCAAGAACUGUCAGAGCUGUCAGCUGCUGAAUAAACCCUGCUCCCAGUGUUCUAUGAAGGCGAAUGAGUCCAAACACAAACGGAACGAAUCCAUCACGUCCCGUCUGCAGCUACAGGCGGCUGCCCAGCAAAACCAAUCCAAGGGCUGCAUGAUGCUGGUGGGCGGUGGUGGUGGUGGCGUAGGUGGUUGUGGCCGGGACGAGAAAGAUCUCUUCAAGACGUACAUCGCGACGCAGGGCUGCCUGGCCAAUACGAUACAGGACUUCUGGAACAUGAUCUGGCAGGAGAAUACACGCGUGAUAGUGAUGACUACCAAAGAAAUCGAACGGGGCAAAAAGAAGUGCGAAAAGUACUGGCCCGAUCCGCAGCAAACCAAGGAGUGGGGUCCGGCGAAGGUGACCUGUUUGAGCGAAACCAGCACCGCGGACUACACGCUGCGCGAGUUCCUGCUGGCAUGGCGAGGGCAGGACGAGCGGAAAAUUUUCCAGUACCACUUUCAGGUGUGGCCCGAUCACGGCGUCCCGUCGGAUCCGGGGUGUGUGCUAAACUUUCUGCAGGACGUCAAUGCCCGGCAGGAACAGCUACAGCUCGAAGGAUUGGCACCGGGUCCAAUCUGCGUGCACUGUUCGGCUGGAAUCGGUCGCACCGGAACGUUCAUUGUGAUUGAUAUGAUACUCGAUCAGAUCGACAGAGAAGGGCUGGACUGCGAGAUCGACAUCCAGCGGACGAUCCAGAUGGUCCGUUCGCAGCGCAGUGGCAUGGUCCAGACGGAGGCCCAGUACAAGUUUGUGUACUUUGCCGUACAGCACUACAUCCAGACGCUGUGCCAGCGCAAGCGAGCCGAACAGCAGAGCCUCCAGGUUGGCCGGGAGUACACCAACAUCAAAUAUGCAUGUGAUAGCAGCGAAUUGCAGCGUUCGCCCCUGCCAGCAUCCUUGUCGACACUUAGCCUAAACACUAGACAAGACUUGCAAAACAAUCGCUCGCAUAAUCACACAACUAGGUCCACGUCUGAUUCACAAUUACCACUGCCGAGGGCUGUGACUGACUUGAUCAAUGCUUCAUCAGUAUAUGAGAACAUUCCCAAAGAUUCGCGACCACCACCAACACCACCACGGAAAUCAUGACAGAUGGAUUUUUAAGGCCGCUACCGACGCCGUCGCCACAGCACCCCCAAACGUCGAACGAUUGAGUGAAUCAAUCAAGAAAUCAUAAAUCCGAAAAGAAUGUACCUAUUGUAGGACUAAACGUGAAUGCAUGCAAAAACAAACAAACAAACAAACACACGGCUUAUAAAUAGUGUGACGCUUCUAAAUUGUUGAGAAAAAUCUAUGAUGAAUCCGCACUCAAGCGCACGGCAAGGUUGGUAGGACCGCUGACCGUCAAACCGAAUAGAAACGCGUUUGACAGCACGGUGACAGCCGUCUGAGAGGGAUAACCCUGUCGGUAAACUGUCGAACCUUUCGGUUACUGUGUUUGUCAAACGUGUUUCCAGUUCUGUUUCUGCUUUAUUGUUUUGUUCGGGUACCCCAGACCAUGUGGAGCUUGUUUUUGUUUUGUUUCAUUUACUGGUCGUUUUUGUGCAUCCUGUCAGGAUCAAUUGAUAAAGUAGAGUUAUUGGUAGGAAACACGACAAAAGAGAGAAAAAAAAAGCAACGGACUAAUGCAAACACAGGUAUUGCGUGAUAAUGUUUAUAAUUAUGGACGAGAAAGUGAAAGCUACUACUCUCCUUAGGAUUAGUGGAGUAAAUUUGUGUUAACUCGACGUGACAAGGUCUCAUACUAGAAGUGAAAACAAAAAUUGAAAAAAAACCGAAAGAGCAAAUUAGUGUAUCUAGUCUUAACAAAUUUUCUGCAAAGAAGGAUAAACGAGAUCGAGACCCACUUUUUCUUCUCUUGCUCGAUGGCUGAACAGACGGCACGCAAUCGAUUUAGAUCUUUUACUAUUGUUUUUUUUUUGACAAUUGCUAAACCAUUUGUCAGAUAGCAGCAAGAUCAGAUCCGCAUUCAGCCUACGGUGCCGGAGGAGAAAACACCUGGAAAUUGGACAGACACUCGGAUGAAUAAGCUACAAAUGUGAUUUAAACAAAAAAUAAAUAAAAACUAACAAAUCAUGUGCGACACACGAAAGGUGGAAAAACAGUAAAUCGAUAGGAAAAUGUGCGCACCCUAAAUAUAUUGCAACUAGGAAGAGAUCGGAUUCUAUGUUUUUUUUUAUUGUUGUUAAGUUUCGCGAUUUACGCUGCCGCUGUGGAGGAAUGAGAAUUACCCGAAUUAGAUUAGUUGAAAAGUUAGCUCGUUAAGCUGUUGUAUCGCAUCCAAUAUAUAUUUUUUUAUGAUAUGAUUCUCUUUCGUUUUUCCGUUGGAUUUGCAUCAGCAUCAGCAGGAAAGGAAGACAGAAAUAAGGUUUUAUUGUAAAAUUCUAUGUUUUAUAGCUAUCGCAAACGAAAACUCAAUGAAUAUAUCAUUACACACAUCGUUUAUUUUUUUUUUCGUUGAACGUUAAGUUAUUUGUUUUAUUAUCACAUUAUCCUUUUGUGUAACUAAAUAUCCUGAAAAAAAAGAAUCGACGCAACUUUGCACUGUUGUAGAAACCGAUAUAAUCAAACAAUAUAAAUGUGCUGAAUGUUCUACAGAAUAGUAAUUGUCACUUUCACUGAAAAGAAUCGUAAAAGUUUUACCUUUAGGGAAAAUCAGUACUUGUUAUAAAUUCGCCUGAAAAAAAAAACAAUUCGUGACCUAGAAUAAUACCAAAAGAUACAAUUGAUAACAAUGUUGAAAGUUUGGGUUUACGUGAUCCAUUCACUGCUUCAUACGAAACUGUCACUCUUUUUUGGCAGGAAGAGAAUUCUCUCAAUCAAUGCAUUAAUGUUUUGUUGUUGAACCCGUCUCUCCUUCCACAAUCAAGCAUAGCUUUCAAUUCAAAUGCGUAGCCUACUAUGCCUUCCCUCUACUGGGCUAGUGUUUUGUUUUGCGACUGCUACGUCAUAAGAGUAACUGCAAACACUGCCGCUAAACAAAUCUGUUUGCUGGACAAUAAUUUGUUGACAAAAACGCCUACUUGUGUACCGUUUCUUAGCAACACCUCUCGUAGAAAUCAGAGCGUCUACCGUUGAAUGAUCUUCCCUGUAGUUAUGUUCGAUAAACAAUGUGAACCGAAGACCUAGAAGUGAACAUUUAGCUAGUACUAUCGCUCUUUAGCUGAUAGCGUUGUGGCAAUCAGCAGCGAAACUUGAAAUGGCCCAAUUGAACCGCAUAACGUUAAACAGACAAAAAAAAAAGAAUACAAACUAUUACUCCCACAAUAAAACGUACUGUAUAAGAUACAAAAAAAAACAAAUGUCGCAAACUAGAACACCGAAUGAAACCAAUAAACAAAUUAAUAUUACAAGAUUACAAAAAAAAUCAAGAGAUAAAUAUAAUGAAGAUCCAGACAAUUAUAAUCCCCCUUCCUUCCUAGAAAACUCCUUUUAUGAUAAAAAAAAAUUCAAACUGAAUGUGAUUAUAGAGCUGAUAUGUUGAAUAAAUAUACUGAUUAAAAGAAGAAUAACACACAAAAAAAAAACAAACUAAUCAUGGAAUACCGAGCCACACGUGCUGUCAUUGAUGCACAACAGAAAAGGAAGAAAAAAAACGAAAAUGGGACAAAACGAUGUGCUCGUCGUCUAGGCAGAAACAAAUUUAAUUAUAUACUAUCGAUAGCGAGAGCAGGCAUACGAAAACAGAGUUUAACUAGUUAUGGAUUGAAAUAAUAAAGAUUACAAACUAAAAAAAAGAAGAAGUUAUAAGUGAGAUCAUACACUUCCGUGAUAGAAAGUGAGAUAA
Messenger RNA from Malaya genurostris, 5657 nucleotides. It is a transcript of the gene csw, whose product is annotated as tyrosine-protein phosphatase corkscrew. Gene Ontology annotation, molecular function: protein tyrosine phosphatase activity. The record is from RefSeq and is a predicted model, not a curated record. Bases 797 to 2959 code for a protein of 720 amino acids. NCBI's taxonomy places the organism in Eukaryota, Metazoa, Arthropoda, Insecta, Diptera, Culicidae. The transcript has 13 exons. Gene Ontology annotation, biological process: protein dephosphorylation.